AUGGGUUUGUGGGGUUUACCUGUUUCGUCACUUUUUUCUGCAUGGCAACACUUAUUUAGGCCACUUACACCUUUAAAUUCAUCGCCGUCAUCAAUAUUGUCAGGUUUACCAAAGCCAUUCGAUUUUAAAGAAGAAAGUGAUGAAGUAACGCAAUCUGCACUGAUUACUGUAGCAAAAAAAUCGUCGAGUAGCCGUGAAUUUGGAUUAUUUGGUGUUGCACAACUUUUUCCGCCAACACCGAUACCAUUACAUUCGUUUGGCAUAAAUACAGUACCAGAGUUACCACCACAACACGAAUCGAAAUAUGCAGGAAUGUUUGCUCCUGAUGGUAGUCUCAUUGUCAAAGAUAAAACCUCUAAAGAGAACGAAAAAUCUUUUUUAGAAAAUAGGAGGCUUCUUUCACAAAAAAAUUCUAUCGAUAAGAAAUCAGCAAUUAAACCAUUUGAAAAACGUGAUACGAUUGAUGAAGACGAAUCAUUCUAUUACGAUCCAGAAAUUCAAAAAUCAGUCUCGAAUUUUUUAAAAAAUGACAUGCAAAAAAUGGAUGAUGAAUUUAAAGAAAAAAAAUUGAAUACGGAUCCGAAUGGUAAUUUAUCUGUUCCAGAUGGCACAAACACCAAUAUUGUCAAUGAUAUAAUUUUUCUGGAGCAAAAAAAUCUGAAAAGCAAAAAGAGCGAAUUUUAUAAAAAACCUGAUAACUUAUCAACUAGGCAGCUCAACCGGUUAAACAAUAUUAUGCCAAUAUCAAAAUCAAAGUUGUCCUCUUCUCAAUCAACGAUAAAUAAUACAUUACGACAAAAAGAAAAUGAACCAAUUUCGCCCAUAAAUACUUUAGCGACAAUAAAAAGAUUACCUAUUGCUCGUAAUCCGCGCAAAUUUGUUCAGACAAUUUAUUGCGUGCAGCGAUCUGCUUCAUCACAAAAUCGCUUAUAUCUAUCGAGAAAAAGAAUUUGUAGACUUAAACAUAUUCGAACUAGAAUAUUUCCAAAUGGCUUUUAUGGUUCUUCAGUUAAAAAAACUAGCAAGAGAUAUCUCCCUAAAAAUCUUGACGCUUCAACUAGUUCGGCAAUCUCAAAUGCUUCACUAAAAAUGGCAUCAGUUCAGCGAAAUGCGCCAUCAAAUUUAUCAAAAGCAAAAUUUACAUCCACUUUUCAAAAUUGCAUUCAAAAUACCACAGAGUGGCUGCAAAAUAUUGAAAAAAACAGCGAUAGACCGCCAAGAAUGUGCUUAAAUGAAAGUAGAAAAGCCCCAACGGCUCGACAUUUACCAGUUAUUGAGAAUCUAAGGCCAAAAGCAGAAUUCAGUGACGUUCAAGAAGUACAAUCACAGUCAAUAACCAUGGCACCAUCUUUGAUACGUUCACCUUUUUUAAGCUCAUUAAAUGGACUAUUCGAUAUUCAGAGAACGACAAAUGUUUUUGGUGUGCACCAUUAUCGAAUGUCAGAAUACGUUAGCGCUCGUAAAUCGAAACUUAUUUGGAGAAUUCGUAACGUGGCUUGA
Messenger RNA from Dracunculus medinensis (Guinea worm), 1500 nucleotides. Lineage: Eukaryota; Metazoa; Nematoda; Chromadorea; Rhabditida; Dracunculidae. The record is from the annotation of a GenBank genome assembly.